AACCUCGUGCCUAAAAAUAUCCAAUUCCGUCCGUCAACAGAAUGGUUGGUCCCUGUCACAUAGAGGUGAAUGGCGCUAGCACGCCUCAACAUGCCGGCAUCAGGGCUUCAGGUGGAGUGAAUCCACGUGGGUUGUGUAGACACGGUAUUGAGGCCGAGGCUGAAAACUCCACACAGCCUCGUCUCGCAGGACUGAACAGGCAGUUCGUUUAGCUGCUGUUCACCACCAGGCCGCUUCUGACCAGACUGGAGUUACACCGUGUGUAAACAGCUAGAGAGAUGGUACACGAACGCUGGACCCACCACUUUGACUACCUGACUACACUCCUGGGCUACAGCAUCGGCGCUGGCACCUUCCUCAAGUUCCCAUACCUAUCAAUGCGAAAUGGGGGAGGAGCUUUCCUGAUCCCAUUUCUUCUAUUCACCAUCAUCGGGGCCAUCCCAUGUGUAUUCCUGGAGAUGGUCAUCGGCCAGUUCUCUCAGAGUGGCCCAGUACAAGUCUGGAAUGUGUGUCCUCCUUUUAAAGGUAUUGGUCUGGGGACGGUGUUCAUUUCCUGGACGUAUGCAACGUACAACGCUUCCAUAUUUGCGUGGUACCUGUACUACCUGGUGCACUCCUUCGCCGCUAACUUACCGUGGGCCCACUGCAACAACGACUGGAACACCGCCAGAUGCAUAUCACCGGGCGACUUCGCCAAUACAACGUCCAGCAACGACACUUGGUACGCCGAAAACGCCACUUCGGCUGUCUCGGCUGUAACUCUUCAUUCUUUAAAUGGCUCGGAGCCCGGAGUAACUGCUGCAGAGGAAUUCUGGAGGUACAAGGUGCUUGAGAUUACGAGCGGUUUGGACCAGAUAGGCGGCAUCAGAUGGCCAUUAGCAGGUUUCCUCGCAGUCGCCAUCCUGGCAGCAUUCCUCAGCGUCCUGUGGGGGAUCAAAGUAUCGGGGAAGAUUGUGUACAUCACCGUCAGCGUCCCGUACAUCCUCAACACCGUCUUCCUCAUCCGGGGCUGCCUACUUCCAGGAUCCGCUGACGGGAUCUAUUAUUAUAUAUAUCCCAACUUCGAGAAGCUGUUGUACCCAAGAGUAUGGUUGGAGGCCUGUGCCUAUUCCCUGUUUUCAAUGGGUAUUGGCAUGGGCUGUAUCAUAACGAUGUCAGGCCACAACAAAUUUAACAAUAACUGCCUCAGGGACUCAAUAGUCAUGUGCCUGGUGGACGCCAUAAGCUGCAUCUACGUCGGUUUCUCCGUGUUUGCUAUUAUCGGCCAUGUGGCCCACCAGCGAGGCUUGACCGUGGAGGACUUCCAGUCAUCAGGGUUCAACCUGGCCUUCAUAGUGUUCCCGGAGGUCGUGUCUGCUCUUCCCCUGCCACAGCUGUGGUCGGCCUUCACCUUCAUCAUGCUGGUUCUACUGCUGAUCGAUACCCUGAUACCUACGUAUGAGAUGGUGGUGACCGCCCUGACAGACCAAGUACCCAGCCUUGCACGGAGACGUUGGCUGGCAACCGUGCUGGUUCUGUCAGCUUCCGGCCUCGUGUCUCUGGUGUAUGUGUCCCAGGGAGGGAUCUAUGUGAUCACAUUGGUGGACUGGUAUGCAACAUUCCCAUCUUUAGCCCUGUUUGCCACAAUGGAGUGCAUAGCCAUUAGCUGGUGUUACGGCACAAAGCGGCUGGAAGACGACAUAGCCAAUAUGUGGGGUCGCGCCAUUCCUCGACACAUCAGCUUCUGCUUACGAUACAUUUCACCAACUCUCCUUCUGACUGUGUUUGGCUUCUCGCUGUAUUCAUAUCGCCCCCCACGGUACGGUGACUACACAUUCCCUGACUGGGCGACACUUGUGGGCUGGAUGAUCUCGGGGGCCUCCAUACUGCCCUUCCCGGUCUUCUUCAUAUGGACGGUGUACCGAACACACGGCGACACGAUAAAGGAGAAAUUCCAAAAGGCACUGAAACCGAGUCAGAAGUGGGGUUGUCAAGACGAGCUGGCCACUGAUGGCCCGGAAGUCCUCCAAACUAUGAUGAACACCAAGAUCUGAUAUGAUGAACACCAAGAUCUGAUGGGGACUCCUCAUUGUAUCACACACCGUCGUAUGCUGCUGGAUAACUACCGUCAAUUACAGUCUAUGCACUUUCUCCUAUCGGCGAACGAUGUUUCAAGAUCAAAUCCUAUGCCAACUUUAUGUCUGUGUUCAUAGUUGUGCAUUUACAUUUACAUGCUUAGAUGGGACAUUACGUAACCAAAAUUCAAUCAUUUAGCGUAUGGAUGGUUAAAGUUUCAUGCUAUUGAUAGCGAAGGAGAACCCAGGACUAUUUAUAUUUGACUGUCACUCGGCCAAGCUUUUAACGUUUUGAGAUGAGAUUGAAACUGUUAUAUACUAACCGUCAUAUAAGCACUGGUAUGAUCGAUCUAUGUGUUAGCACUACUACACUGCUUUAAUGCAUUCAUUCUUCACGUCCAAGUUCUGGAUUCGAGUACCUCGCACAGUUAUAUAAAGCCAAUGUUUCGUGCUCCCGUCGUGAUGUUGCUGGAAUAUUGUAAAGGCGACGUAAAGCCGUGCCCUCCCUGUAUUGUCCUGUCUCCGUCUCUGUGCAGAUCACUGGGUGAACCCAGGUUUCAUCGAGGAUAUACAUUUCUGUAUAACAGAAACGCGCAUAAUAAGGUUGGAAGUUCUUUCAUGAUCUCACGUGGUUUGAGCUUUCUAUGCAACUUAGUCUUGAGAAUUGCACCACUCCCAGUCAACCGAGCGUUCGACUCUGACCGACAUAUUGUUGAUUAUUUAAGUAGAUGUGAGCUAUCCAUAGUCCUGUUUUGGUCACGUAGUUUCCUAACGAAUCGAGCAACACCUCUCCUCCGUCAAUCUUCCUCAAAUUAUAAAAACAAUGCUUUCCAUUGUCAGACAUCUAACUCCGCUACGUUACCUCGUUGUAUAAAGAUGUGACGACAGUCUACAGAAUAUUCUGGAUGGCAUCGAAUUACAUGGAUAUGAAAGCGAAGCACGUACAGUGCCUUGUGCUCCCUAAAUAGUGUGUACAUAAGUUGGAACUGUAUUGAUUUAGGGUAUGAGCAUCGUGGACUUCCUGUGCCGUCGGAAGACCUUCGCUGUCAGACUGUGGGGAACCUGUUGUGGGGUUUGUAUUUUUAUAUGGGUUGACCUGGGGAGAGAGGCGUCUAUCUUAACAGCCAUUGUUACUAACUGCCAUGAAAUAGGCAGCCAUUGUUGAUACGUCAGGUAACUGAGAAGUUGUCCUUCAAUGGGAUCAUCUGUCAUAUAUACACUGAAAUGAAAUUAUCCGAAACCUCGUCAACACUUUUCUUGUCAUUCUAGAUUUCUUCAGUGUUAGCUUCGGUAAAUAAAGAAGUACUCCAGGCUCUGUGACUGCGAUAUCACCCUCGAUAUAUGGAAACAUUCAUGUGAAAUACCACUCGCUAAUUAAUGUACGUGAUCAUGCUCAAAUGGUGUGCUUCAUUUUCCCCUACAUGAGUUCCCUGACUCUAGCAGUGAGUCAUACACAUCGGCCUAGGACAUAUGCUACUCUAUCGCUAAGGAUCGCCGGGUAAUCUUCCAGCAUCUGUUGUAAUAACCAGAGGCAAUAUUGUGUAAAGACAUGUUUAAUGAAGUCCGUUGUCAAUGAAAAUAUACAACAUCUAACCAAUAAUCGGAUCAUCCGUCAAAAUUGUUUGAUAAUGAUCCUUUGCAAACCUUGAGUGGUAUGGGCGGAAACGUACCGUGCAGUCCUUAUCGCUCCCCAGUCCUUAUCUUAUCGACAAGCAUGUCAAUAGAAACAAUUGAUAGUAAACCAAUGCAGUUGCUCGCUGUUGAACCUAACGUUGGACACGUUCUGAGAACAUCCGCUUUUCGUGUUUUUCGGGAAGUAAUUGCUGAAACCAAAUGUAACACUGCUUGGAUCCAUUCUACAACGUUACAAGGUGGACAUGGCUUUCUCACGGUUCUAUUGUACACGAGUUUGACUCUUCUGCAUAUUGACCAUUUUACAAGUGUGUGACCUUCAACUUAUACUCGUGUGAGCCUUCUUUGAUAAGACGUUUCGAGGUCAACUGAGCCCAACGGAUCAUUCUUUUUUCGUCCUCUUGUUUCAAAGCAGUUAACGUAUUCUAUAUCUUGUAUAUCUGUACUGAGCUGACAAACACUGUAGGAUUAACACGCAAGUCAUUAACCGAGCAGCGUACAAGCUGCUUUACCUUGGAUAUGGUAACUUGGCACUUCCUGACAUGAACAGCAAUAAAGUCUGCGAAUACA
Haliotis rubra (blacklip abalone) is the source of this 4256-nucleotide messenger RNA. Its product is annotated as sodium-dependent dopamine transporter-like. The transcript is spliced from 16 exons. Bases 279 to 2033 code for a protein of 584 amino acids. Gene Ontology annotation, biological process: sodium ion transmembrane transport. NCBI's taxonomy places the organism in Eukaryota, Metazoa, Mollusca, Gastropoda, Lepetellida, Haliotidae. The record is from RefSeq and is a predicted model, not a curated record. Gene Ontology annotation, cellular component: membrane.